AUGGUUAGUGAUGCCAUUCGGACUUUCAAAUGCUCCAAGUACCUUCAUGAGAUGAUGAACCAGAUUCUCUGUCCUUUUAUUGGGUCUUUUGUUGUGGUGUACUUCGAUGACAUCCUUAUUUACAGCAAGUCUAAGGAGGAUCACCUAGUUCACUUGAGGCAAGUCCUAGAGAUGAAAGAGAAGACAAAAGCAAUUCAAGAUUGGUCAACACCAAAGUCAGUUUCUGAAGUGAGGAGCUUUCAUGGUUUGGUAACUUUCUACAGACGAUUCAUCAGGCAUUUUAGCACUAUUGUGGCACCUCUCAUGGAAUAUUUGAAGAAAAGAAGGUUUAGUUGGGGAGAGGAACAAGAUAAGAGCUUCGUCUUCAUCAAAGAAAAAUUAUGCACAGCUCCAAUAUUAGCUUUGCCAAGCUUCGAGAAAAUCUUUAAGGUGGAGUGUGAUGCUAUUGGUAUUGGUAUUAGUAUUGGGGCUAUCCUUUCUCAAGAGAAGAGACUCGUGGCUUUCUUUUUAGAGGAGUUAAGUGAUGCUAGGCAGAAGUAA
Molecule: messenger RNA, 540 nt
Organism: Olea europaea var. sylvestris
Lineage: Eukaryota; Viridiplantae; Streptophyta; Magnoliopsida; Lamiales; Oleaceae
Exons: 2
Coding region: 1-540 (179 amino acids)
Source: RefSeq, a predicted model, not a curated record